Messenger RNA from Eubalaena glacialis (North Atlantic right whale), 2469 nucleotides. RefSeq names its product probable inactive 1-aminocyclopropane-1-carboxylate synthase-like protein 2. Gene Ontology annotation, biological process: biosynthetic process; amino acid metabolic process. The record is from RefSeq and is a predicted model, not a curated record. Gene Ontology annotation, molecular function: transaminase activity; pyridoxal phosphate binding. Lineage: Eukaryota; Metazoa; Chordata; Mammalia; Artiodactyla; Balaenidae.
UCAGACAUGCCCUCCAUGCCCUAUGGCCAAAUGAGGGACCAGGCCCUCAGAAACCGUAGCAUCCACACCCAGCUGAUGGAGAUGGUGCUGUCCUUGCGGCAGACCGUGGAGGAUCACAUCACGCAACUGAUGACCAGGCACCAGCAGCAGGACCUGGCGCUGGAGAAGCAGAGGCACAAUCAGGCCGUCAGGGACCAGGAGGCCUCCCUGGGUCACUUAAUGUUCCAGAUGCUCCACUACCUGCAGUCUGGGGCCACAGGUGACCAGAGCUUCCAACCGCCUGAUGCUUCCAUGGACUCUAGGGUCGAUGUUGGAGGUGGGCAGCAGGCCCAAUCAUCCAGGCAGACUUGCCAGACAUUUUACCAAUGGAGUGAUUUUGAAGAUACAUUUAUCAGCUAUGACCUGUCCAACCGUGGGAUUGACAUCUCUGCCUUAUACCACUCCAGCUUCCAGGACUACAACACCUACCAAGGAAACAAAUACCACAAGGACAAGAACACCCUGGGCUACAUCAACCUUGGUACCAGUGAGAACAAGAUCUGUAUUGGUCUGCUGGCUGACAGGUUGACUCGGACUGACAUGCUGUACAUUGAUGAAGACAUACUGCAGUAUCCUGAUUGGAGAGGGCAACCAUUCCUGCAGAAAGAAGUAGCCCAGUUCCUGACCUCCUACUGUAAGGCACCUGCCCGCCUUGACCCAGAAAAUGUCGUUGUUCUAAAUGGCUGCUCCUCUGUCUUCUCCACACUAGCCAUGGUCCUGUGUGAUCCAGGUGAGGCCUUUCUGGUCCCCACCCCGUCCUAUGGUGGCUUUAUCUUUCAUACCCACCUGUAUGCGAAAGUUGAGCUGGUUCCUGGCCACCUGGAGAGCCAGGUCACUGAGGCGAACGCCUAUCCAUUCCAGCUCAUGGACAAGCUGGAGCAAGCCCUGCUCGGGGCUAAGAUUGAGGGGAAAAAGGUCAGAGGCCUUGUGCUAAUCAACCCUCAGAAUCCUCUUGGAGACGUCUACUCCCGAGACUCAGUGAUGGAAUAUCUGGAAUUUGCCAAGAAGUACAACCUACAUGUGAUUAUAGAUGAGAUUUACAUGCUGUCUGUGUUUGAUGAAGCCAUACCAUUCCAUAGUGUUCUGAGCCUGGAGAGUUUGCCUGACCCCAACAAGACCCAUGUGAUCUGGGGCACCAGUAAGGAUUUCGGCAUCUCUGGCUUCCGCUUUGGUACUCUGUACACCCGCAACAGGGAGGUGGUCUCUGCCGUGAGCUCCUUUGGCUACCUCCACAGCACCUCUGGCGUCACCCAGUACAAGCUGUGUCAGCUGCUCCAGGAUAGAGAAUGGAUUGACAAUGUGUACAUGCCCAUUUAUCUCUUCCGGCUACAGGAGGCUCACAGGUACAUUACUAACAAACGGAAGGUAUUGAAGGUCCCUUUUCUCAAUUGUGGCUCUGGCUUCUAUGUCUGGAUCAACUUGAAACAGUACCUGGACCCAUGCACAUUUGAGGAAGGGUUGCUUCUCCAUCGCCGCUUCCUGGACAACAAGCUGAUUUUGUCCCGUGGCAAGACCUUCAUGUGUAUGGAGCCUGGCUGGUUCCGCCUCAUCUUUGCAGCUAGGCCCCUCCUGCUAAGAAGCGGCCGGGAGGCAGAGGGAGGCGCCCCCGUGUGCCAGGGGCGGGGAGACCGGGACGGGAAGGCGGCCAGGGCGCUGAGGCCGCAGAGCGCGGAGGUGGCAGCGGGCGGCCCGUCCCUUCCUGGCGGAGCUCUGGCCCUGGGCCCCCUCCCCUUACGCGGCUUCCCCUCCCCGCCCCACGGUGCUGCAGCGUGUGCGCUCCCUGCGCGCAGGCCACACCCGGGCGUCCUGCGACCUCGGGCGCGAGUUGACGAACUGCGCCCGGAACCUUCCGGGAAGCCCGACCCGGCGCGGACGGUCCCGAGUGCGUGUGCCUGGGCCCGGGUACCCUUCGCACAGCGGCGGAGAGCGAGUCUGGGCGAGGAUUCGGACACAGACUGCGCGUCCCUGAGUGCCGGCGCCGGCUCCUCCAGCUCCGCAAGUAGGUGCAAUCCACGCUUUGCAGAACAGGGGGCCCGCGGGGUCUCCCUUGCCCGGGCUCGAGGCCUCGCUGCAGAAGUCCCGGCCCUUCCGUCUCGAAGCCCUCGGCCAGACUUAAACUUCCUCCUCCCAGAGACCGGGAGCCGGCGCCCGCGAGGCGCUCGCCGCUCGGCAGGGGUCUUGCGCUCUGCCUUCCGCCCUGUCCGCCCUCUCGUGGAUCUCCGAGGCCCUGCCGCGCGGGUUUCGGGCUCUGGACUCGCCGCCGUCCUGCUGGGCCCCCCGAGCCCGCGCUUCGCUCUCGCACGGCGCGCGCGGAGCCGGGGUCCCUCCGGACCCCACCUCCACCCCGCCUCUGGGCCGCUGGUUGGUCCCCCAUCAUUUGGUGUUUGGGGCUUGUGCAUCAGGACUGGGGAAAGCGGCGAGGAGUUAUAA